UUACUUUUACUGGAAAUAAUACAUAUUAAUAUCCAACAACAGCAAACAAAGCAAUUGUAGGAGCAUCACCAGUACACGUUCACUGAACGAGAACGCCAACUCUCAAUGCGUCGGAAUCGUAGAAAACCACAACGUAAACAACGUCGUCGUAAAAUCACCAAAGGCAAACAACAUCGCAAAACCGUCAGCAGCAAACAAAGUCUAGAGCGCCGAAGAAUCGAGCGGCAGCAAGAGAAAUUGCGAAAAAUGUCAUUGAAAUUUGGUAAAACCGUCGCUCCAAAUUUCGGACGCGCUUUUCAAAAUAGCAAACGUCAACUCACAAAGCAUCCAUACUUGAACUACUUGCGACACUUUAAGAGUAAACAUCCCAGUUACGGAUUCACACGUAUACUACGUGAAGGUGCUGAGUCAUGGAAGCGCAUGUGCCCCGAGGAGAGGCAAAAUUUCACACAGAAGGAAGUGUUAAAAAGUCUACGCAAAAGUUCAAAUAUUCCCAGCAAAUUCGAUUUGUUUUCUAAACGUCCCGUGCAGUUCGACUAUUAUCCACGUUCGCUUAGUGUCAGACGCAAUGUUGCACGCAAACUACGAAAUCGAAAUUUAUUGCCACGCCAGGACAGGCGAGGCAGGGCAUCCGUCAAUCCAAGAAUUUGGCAAAAUUUUAAUCAAAUUCAAACAGAGCGUCGUUGGUGGCUAUGAAUUAUCUAGUUGUUGUUAUACCGAUAUGGUUGUCUAAAUUACUUAAGCUAUAGUC
Molecule: messenger RNA, 751 nt
Organism: Rhagoletis zephyria (snowberry fruit fly)
Lineage: Eukaryota; Metazoa; Arthropoda; Insecta; Diptera; Tephritidae
Source: RefSeq, a predicted model, not a curated record